Molecule: messenger RNA, 3391 nt
Organism: Crotalus tigris (Tiger rattlesnake)
Lineage: Eukaryota; Metazoa; Chordata; Lepidosauria; Squamata; Viperidae
Gene: CAPRIN1
Product: cell cycle associated protein 1
Exons: 19
Coding region: 180-2276 (698 amino acids)
Cellular component (GO): cytoplasm
Molecular function (GO): RNA binding
Source: RefSeq, a predicted model, not a curated record
GCGGCCUUCUCUUGGUCUUUUCCUUUCCCCCCCAUAACUCGGUGCAGAGGGAGCGGUACAAGUGACCGGACGGAGGCCGCCGUUCCCCUGCGUAGAGUUCACCGAGUCUUUUCCUGGUGUCUUCCCAGCUUCCAUUUCUUAACACUCGCACGCGGGCGCGCGCAUCUCUCAAGUAAGCGAUGCCCUCGGCCACCAGCAGCGCGAUGGCGAGCAGCGGCAGUAAAGCGGGCAACGAGGCAACGGUAGCGGCGGCUUCUCAGGCAGCGGUUUCGGGUGGCACUACGAGUUCGGUGCAGACAGAGGCCAUGAAGCAGAUUUUGGGUGUCAUCGAUAAGAAGCUGCGCAAUUUGGAGAAGAAAAAGAGCAAACUUGAUGAUUAUCAAGAUCGAAUGAACAGAGGAGAACGCCUUAACCAAGAUCAGCUGGAUGCUGUGUCAAAGUACCAGGAAGUCAGUAAUAAUCUGGAAUUUGCCAAGGAACUGCAGAGGAGUUUCAUGGCUCUAAGUCAAGAUAUUCAAAAAACAAUAAAGAAGACAGCCCGACGGGAACAGCUAAUGAGAGAAGAAGCUGAACAAAAACAUUUAAAGACAGUACUUGAAUUGCAGUAUAUUUUGGACAAAUUGGGUGAUGAUGAAGUGCGCAGUGACCUAAAACAAGGAACAAAUGGGGUAUCUAUAUUAACAGAAGCAGAACUAUCCACACUUGACGAGUUUUACAAGCUGGUUGAACCUGAACGUGAUAUGAACAUAAGGUUGAAUGAACAAUAUGAACAGGCAUCCAUUCAUUUGUGGGAUCUAUUGGAAGGGAAGGAAAAACCUGUAUGCGGGACAACAUAUAAAGCCCUAAAAGAAAUUGUUGAACGCAUUCUUCAAACAAGUUAUUUUGACAGUGCUCACAACCAUCAAAAUGGACUUUGUGAAGAAGAAGAGACAGCAUCUGCACCCACAGUUGAAGAUUCUGUGACAGAAGCUGAGCCAGAACCAACAGAAGAAUACACUGAACCAAGUGAAGUUGAAUCAACAGAGUAUGUAAACAGACAGUUCAUGUCAGAGGCUCAGUUCAGCAAUAAUGAAAAGGAACAAGUAGAUGAAUGGACAGUUGAAACUGUUGAGGUGGUAAAUUCACUCCAGCAGCAAGCACAGGCUACAUCUCCCCCACUUCCAGAUGCACACACACUUACAGCUGUUGCUCAAGCAGAUCCACUUAUUAGAAGACAACGAGUGCAGGACCUUAUGGCGCAAAUGCAAGGCCCAUAUAACUUCAUGCAGGACUCUAUGCUGGAAUUUGAGAACCAAGCACUUGACCCUGCUAUUGUUUCAGCUCAGCCUAUGAAUCCACAAACUUUGCAGAUACCACAGAUGGUUUGCCCUCCAGUUCAUGCUGAAUCUAGACUUACACAAACAACCCAGGUUCCUAUACAACCUGAAGCCACACAGGUCCCCUUGGUUUCUUCCACAAGUGAGGGAUAUACAGCAUCCCAGACCACGUAUCAGCCUUCUCAUUCAACAGAACAGCGACCUCAGAAAGAAUCAGUUGACCAGAUUCAGGCUUCAAUAACCUUAAGUACAGAUCAGACACCAACAUCAUCGCCACUUCCAGCUGCAUCCCAGCCUCAGGUAUUUCAGGCUGCCUCUAGCAAACCCUUGCAUAGCAGCGGAAUCAAUGUUAAUGCAGCUCCAUUCCAGUCCAUGCAAACGGUAUUUAAUAUGAAUGCACCUGUCCCUCCUGUCAAUGAGCCAGAAACUCUAAAGCAACAAAAUCAGUACCAGACCGGUUACAGCCCAACAUUCUCCAAUCAGCCCCAUCAAGUAGAACAAUCAGAACUUCAGCAAGAACAGCAGCUUCAGACAGUGGUUGGCACUUACCAUGGUUCCCCGGACCAGUCGCAUCAAGUGGCAGGUAACCACCAGCAGCCUCCACAACAGAAUACUGGGUUCCCACGUAACGGUCAGCCUUAUUAUAACAGCCGGGGAGUGUCUCGUGGUGGAUCACGUGGCACUCGAGGCUUAAUGAAUGGAUACAGGGGACCAGCCAAUGGGUUUAGAGGAGGAUAUGAUGGCUACCGUCCUUCAUUUACUAACACUCCAAAUAGUGGUUACACCCAGGCACAGUUUAAUGCUCCAAGAGACUAUCCCAAUUACCAGCGGGAUGGAUAUCAACAGAAUUUCAAACGUGGCUCUGGACAAAGUGGCCCUCGGGGAGCCCCUCGAGGUCGUGGAGGGCCCCCAAGACCCAACAGGGGAAUGCCUCAAAUGAAUGCUCAGCAAGUGAAUUAAUCUAAUACUCAAGAUUACUUUUAAAACGCCAAAAACACUGGCCAGUGUACUAUAUACAUGUUACCAGAAGAGUUAUCUCUGUUUUCCUUUAUAGGAAGUUCAUAGUAAAGGGAUUAUUUUCAUUGCCCAUAAAGACAAGACUACAGUUUUCAGCUUUAUAUUACCCGGAUAUGGAAAGAAAUGCCGUUUGCGCUGCAUGUUCUGUCCUAAUCGUCACCUUGAGCCUUGCACAUGAGAUCCAGACCCUUGCUUUGAUUUAAAACAAAAAUGGCAGUUUCAGAGUAAAGAAAAUGUCUAUAGUUAAUUGAACAGGCAGAAAUAAUCCAACUGACUUCAUUGAUGUCAUAUAGUUCUGCAGCAAAUUUGGAUAAGAAUCUGUAAACCCAUAAACGUUUUACUCAGACAGUUGAUAUAUUUAAACUUUUACAUUAAAAAAGAUGGAGGAAGUGAAGUGUGGCUUAAUAGAACAACUACAUUUCAGCUUUUUCUGUUUCAUUGAAGCGCCUGAAUAUUUACAUGCAUAAUAAAGAGCCCUGACUAGAUAUUAAACUGGUGAACAGCUUAGGCACACCCUUAGCUACAGCACUUUUUUAUUAGUCUGACUGGCUGUGGUAAAGGGAUGCAUUAAUUGUUUUGUGUAUCUGUUAUAAUUGUGUAAACCCCAAAUUAAGCUUUGAUUGGCACUUUAAAAUUUUGUGUAAGAAAUAGAAGAUAUAAUCUGGACAGCCACUUGUGUUUUCAAAUGUGAAGUAUUGAAAGAGAUCUCUCCUGAACACAUUUCCUGGAUAGCAAUGCUGUUUGUAAGGAUUGGUAUUCCUUAUCAUUCCUUAUGAUUUGCACAUUGUCUGUCAUUAAUACUUAAUCUUGCUGUAUUACCACCUUAAUAACUGAUGCUGGUACUGAUGGAAAUUAAUGGGUAUGCAUACUACAUGUCACAUGUCUUUUUCCCCCUGCAGCUUAAAGGUUUGAGAAAUCUCAAAUCCUUGCUGGUGCCCUUUAAAUUGCUCUCUUUUGAAAAGCACCAGUAAAUGUUUUGAUCCAUUUCCCCUUUUAAGGGAAAUUACAGCCAGCAGUUCCAAGUGAGAUAAAUAAACAUGUUUAUAUUAAAAAAAAAA